GCUGCUUUCGCAGUGAACUGUCAACUUUGACGUUUUCCGUAUGACUUCAAAUUUUCUAGUUCUAGUUAAAACGUGAAUAAACUUGUUUAAUAUCACAUAUCCCGUAUAAAAUGCCCCAAAGGAAGAAACCGUUCAGCGGUAAAGCGAAAAAAGAACAGUUAAAGGCUAAAAAACAGUCCAAACAAAAUGCUCCUCAAGAGGGAUACGGCGCUAGAAACAGGAAUCGUACAGUUAAACCAAGCGGCGGUGACAACGAACCACGUCAAAUUCAAAAAUUUCACUACUGCCCUUCUAAAGAUGGAAGGUCUGAUCGAAAUCGCUACGCUUUACAGUUCUAUCGUGAGAGCAAUGCCGAAAUUAAAGUACGAAAGGAGGAAGCAUGCAAAACCAUUGACGUCGUUCCUGAGGAAGCCCUAGAAAUUGAUUCAAAAGAAUACUUUCCUAAAGAAUUGGGCUUCCCUAAAAGACCACACUGGUCGUAUGAUAUAAGCACAGAAGCUUUAGAAGCACGAGAAAUUAAUUAUUUCAAUGAUUAUGUCAACAACAUUAUUGAAAAAUUUGAUUUAAAAAAUUUAGGUUUUUUUGAAUUAAAUUUAGAAACUUGGAGACAAUUAUGGAGAGUUCUUGAGAUGUCUGAUAUUGUUUUACAUAUUGUGGAUAUUAGAUUUCCCGCACACAUGUUCCCUCCGUCGCUCUAUGAAUACGUCACUGAAACCCUAAAGAAAGAUUUUAUUUUAGUCCUAAACAAGAUUGAUUUGGCGCCGGCGCCUUUAGUUGUUGCAUGGAAAAAAUAUUUUGAAAAAAAUUAUCCAAAUCUACACAUUGCAAUGUUUACUACUCUUCCUGGGUAUAAUUUAGUAGGAACCCAAGUAAAUCGAGCUGGUCUACAAGUACGUAAACGAAGAGGCAAAUUCCGUCUAGCUGCCGAAGGAAGUCAACAGUUGUUUGAAGUUUGUAAAUCUAUAGUUGGCGAUAAUCUAGACAUCAGUUCGUGGCAGAAUAAAAUCAAAGAAGAGAUGAACUUAGAAUAUGAGGAUGAAGAGGACGAAAAAGUAGAAAUUGGGGAAACCGUUGAAAUGAAAUCAGUUGACACAAGUUUCUUUGAACACGAAAAAUAUAAAAACGGGGUUCUAACCAUUGGUUGUUUAGGUCAACCCAAUGUUGGUAAAUCUUCUCUAAUUAAUGCUAUUAUGGGCAGGAAAGUUGUUAGUGUGUCAAGAACUCCAGGGCACACUAAACAUUUUCAAACAAUAUUUUUAACCCCAAAUGUCAGGUUGUGUGAUUGUCCAGGUUUAGUUUUUCCUUCUGUUACACCCAAGGUUCUACAAGUUUUAAUGGGCAGCUUCCCUAUUGCUCAACUUCGAGAGCCGUUUACUACUGUGAAGUUUUUAGGAGAACGUUUAGAUUUGCCAAAUAUGUUAAGGAUACAACAUCCAGAAGAUGAUGACACGUGGUGCGCUAUGGAUAUUUGUGAUGGUUGGGCGAAAAAACGCGGUUUUCUUACCGCAAAAGCUGCUAGAUUAGAUAGUUAUCGUGCUGCUAAUGAUUUGUUAAGAAUGGCUCUUGAUGGUAAAAUUUGUUUGUGCUUGAGGCCUCCAGGUUACACCAACAAAAAAGAAUAUUGGACAUCACAUCCUGACAUGGAAAAAGUUAAGUGGAUCCAAGCAAAAUCAGAUGAUAGUAACCAUCCCGUCGAUGAUAAGGAUUACUUAUCAGAUGAGUCUGAUAAUGACGUAGCUGGAUCAGCUGGAGACCAUAAAGAACCUAGUGACGAAGACAGCGAAGAAGACGAAGAAGAAAAUAGUGAUUCAGAUGGUGAAUUGCCUAAAUACGCCCAAAACAAGUUUGCAGCUUUAGCAGAAGAAGACUAAACCAUAUCUUAGGAUCAUUCUAGAUGUAUAAGAUUUUUGUAAUCACGAAUUAUCGUUAAAAUUUCUAGCUUUCAUCAAAUACAUAAAAUAUUUCUAGU
Messenger RNA from Zophobas morio, 1969 nucleotides. RefSeq names its product guanine nucleotide-binding protein-like 1. Gene Ontology annotation, molecular function: GTP binding; GTPase activity. Bases 111 to 1871 code for a protein of 586 amino acids. The transcript has 7 exons. Lineage: Eukaryota; Metazoa; Arthropoda; Insecta; Coleoptera; Tenebrionidae. The record is from RefSeq and is a predicted model, not a curated record.